CGUACGUGUGUGGGUGAGCUCGAAAGCAUGCGCGUGUGUCAGUGCCUAGCGGUAGCUCUCCAUCUCUUUCGCACUCAGAGUGCCUCCAAGUAAACUCCUCUUUUCCUCUCGGGUGUGAGGGGAGACAGUCCAACGGUAGGACACCUGGACGGCGGGGGAACUGGGAAGAUGCUGGCGACGAUGUUAACUGCUAUGUACUUGGUGGUGCGGUUUUCGGAGCAGCUGGGCCUGCGCUGGGUCCACUCUGAGCCCCUCCCCUACAUGGUGGCCCCACCCACACCCUGGCAGGUCCACUGUGUGUCCCAGGGUCGCCGUAGCAGCCGUGUUGAUGAGAGUGGUUUUGAGCAGCAGAACACUGGAGGCGGAUACAGAAGAAACUCCGCCCACCUGAACAAGGCAGCCACCACCAUCCAGUCCCAGUACAGGAAGUACCAUCAGAGAAGGCACCGGGCCAGACACUAGCGAGGGAGGCCUGGAGCCCAUCACCAGGCUGGCAUGCAGACUGCUGCCAAACGAACCGCCCCGCUACGUCCAACCGAACACACGCACGCCCACGGUUAUGAACGGGAACGCCAAGCGAUUUCACACACACAUACACACACACGCAGGUGCACACACACACGUACGGACACGCACACACACGCACGCCCACGGUUAUGAACGGGAACGCCAAGCGAUUUCACACACACAUACAUACACACGCAGGUGCACACACACACACACGACACGCACACACACACACACCCACGGUUAUGAACGGGAACGCCAAACGAUUUCAAGCACACGUACAUACACACGCGGGUGCACACACACACACACACACACACACGCACACACACACACACCCACGGUUAUGAACGG
Anguilla rostrata (American eel) is the source of this 861-nucleotide messenger RNA. RefSeq lists its product as uncharacterized. The transcript has 4 exons. The record is from RefSeq and is a predicted model, not a curated record. Lineage: Eukaryota; Metazoa; Chordata; Actinopteri; Anguilliformes; Anguillidae. Gene Ontology annotation, molecular function: protein binding. Bases 169 to 462 code for a protein of 97 amino acids.